UUAGGUCCAUGUCAGCACCUAUUUCCUGUGGAGUUCCCAAAGGUUUAAUUCUUAACCCUCUCUGUUUUGUCAAGUAUGUUCUUCUGUUAAGGUCACAUUUGAGCAACCAGUGCAUCUCUUUUCAUUGUUACCCAGAUGACUGUCAGAUUUACCUCCCUGUUAAGCCCAAAGGCCCAUUCAGCAUCGCCUAACGUGACUAGAUGACAUCAAAGCAUUCAUGGCCACAGAUUUCUGAGCCUUAAUGGUCCUCCACCCCACUAACCUGUUUCACCACGAGCUCUAAUCAAGAGACUUUGUUGUAGUUCCAAAACUAUGGAACAAGUUGCCAUUACAUAUUAGACAGACUUUUUCUUUUGCAGUUUCUUUCUUGAAAACACACUUUGUUUAUGACACAUGGUUUGUUGUAGCAUUUUUUUUAAAUUUUACUACAGUAUUUGUAAUUUGUUUUCUCCUUUUUUUGUUUUCUUUUAUAUCUUACGGUUGUCUUUUUGUUUCUUUGUUUUGUCUUAGUACUGCACAGCACUUUCAUCAAGCUAUAAUAUUGAUGAAAUUGGAUUUGGAUAAUGUUAAGUCAUGUGUUUUCCAAAAUGUAGAGGAGUUCAUAGCAAGGAAAACAAAGUCUGUACCGAGUCCUUGGCUCCGUUUACAAAUAUGCUAAUGAUGAAGUCAGCUAAACUGUGUAGUGAUGUUAUCAUUGGAAAUUUUAUGUUAAAGAGGAGAUUACUUUCUUUCUUUCCUUUUUUUCCUCCCUGCCCGCCUGGUGUGGAAUUUCCUUAGCGACGUGGUAAGGUCAGAACUUAAGCCAAGUGUCUGUCGACCAGGCAUGUGGAGACAAGUAACUCUAACCUGCAGUCGUUUGACUAAAAACCCCCCUUGGGGGGGCUCUCUCAGCCCUGGAGAACAAGUUCAGCCUGUCAGCUCGUGGCACCAGCCACACUCUGAAACGUGAACCGAGUUCGGUCAGAAGAACAGGUGAAAAAGUUCCGCUGGAGCCGUGUGAACCCGACAGACUUCGGUGUGGAUGUGAAAACACAGCGGAGGAAGUGGGAGUGAAAACAUUUUCUCUCAUAGGGUCUACCUGGCAAUGAUUUAAAAAAAAAAAAAAAAAAAAAAAAAGAUUUCCAUAUCAGACCUCCCCAGUGCCUGUCAGUUUUCCAGCAAGCAGGAAUACUUGCCAAAAAACACAAAAACAAGCUGUUCGCUAGCGCUGCCGUUCCCAUGGGAACAGGCCCGCCGAGGGUGCGCCCCGCUCCGACACUCAACUGCACAAAUGACAUGCGAGCUUUUUUUUUUUCUUCCUACCGGCACACUGCAUAAAACCAAGAGGGCAGGAAGAGAGCGACACGGGCUGUCUCGUGGAGAACCGGAGCCUUCGCUAUCAGUAAGCGAUUAGCCGGACCCCGCUUGUAAGAGGUGCCGCGUGGGGGAAAAAAGGGAUCAAGACACCUGAGACGUUGGGCCUGCGGUGCUCACUUCCUCCUGCUAAUAAAGACCACACAUUCCUGGUGGCUAGGGAAGCAGGGGCAGAGUGAGGCUGGGGGGUGGUGGUGGUUGUUGUCAGGGGGUAAAGGAAGGAGAAAAGUACGAAACAAAUACAUGCUAACCCACUUCAGUGAGCCAUUUCUGUUAUGCCGGAAAGUCAGUUUGACAGCGACGCCUUUCAAAGUGGCACAAACACCGUGUAAUUAUCCCACAGUGUACCUGCGAGCGUGUGCCUCAGAACAGGUGUCGGUAAUUGCUGACAGUUUUGCACUUGCGUGUGUUCACCGAGUGCACGGCCGAAAAGUUCGACGUUGGCGACGAUGGUGUGCCACAAGGAGAAAGAGAAAAAACAACAACAUUACAGUAAAGAAUUUGAGGCCCCUCAGAUUUCCCUCCAUUGGUCCCAGAUGACAGAUACCCCUGUCGUCCUAGUUCCUCCAAACUGCCCCGGUAGCCUUUGACCUUGCCCCGGCACCUCUGCCUCUGCGAACUCUGCCCUCGCAUUCCAGCCAAAGAAGCUGAAACCUGAGCAUGCGGUGAGCUCAUCACCAGGGCCGCGGAACCCAGAGUUAAGCGAAACAAAAAAAAAAAAAAAUGGAGAAAAACCUGAGAGAGAAGAAGGGGGUGAGGCAGCCGUCGGGAGUGAGACAGGUCUGGAACUGGUUCUGUGCGCCUGCCUGCCGUGUCCUCCUCGAAGGAGGUCGAGUUACACCAAGGGAAGCAAGGAGCAAGCAGGAAGAAGCGUCUUUGAAUUCUCCCUGCCUUUUUUUGUUUUUGUUAUUUUGUCAGUCUUGUUUCUUCUCCUUCGUGGCCUGACCGACCGAGCGGCUUCCUCUGAACUCACGGCGGCAGGAACCCACCGCACUCCGUCUGGGCUUUCAGGUUCGGGAGACUGGCCGCUCUCUUCCUCGUGGCUGGGAUGUGAGUGUAAACGCCGUGGGGUUGCACUCUCUGUUCUCUCAGCGCCUCUGUUCUCCCUCUGACCCCACCAUGACCAACAAGUGACCGAAAAUGCGUGAGGUCGAGCAGAGGGAAAACAGGGGAGAUCAUUUCUCUGGGCAGAGUGCUGCUGGUUCCAGGUGAAUCCGGCUCUGCUCUGGUGAAACUACGGCAACAACUGAGCCAAAGAUAGCCAGCAGAGAAGCAGGUGACAGGUCGCUGGAUCCAAAGGCCGCCCCCUGCAGGCUCUGCGGUGGUCUGGGACCAGCAGUGUGUGACGGACAGGCAAGCGAAGCCUGUGGCGGCCUUCUCCUGCGAAUCUUCAAAUUGGCCCUGGCUGGGCUCUUUGUGGAGCGGCGAGUGAAGGGUCCCACCAUUGUUUGACGUCUCAGCAUGGAUGGAGUCACCACCGUGAAUGAGGCCGUAGCUCUUCAGCUGAGGACUAGCAUUUACAGGAUUACUGUCUUUGUUCCCAACUAACGGUAAAUUGUUGAUAGACUCUACUUUGGUGGACAUUUUUACAGGGUCUGGGGGUUUUUUUUUCUUGGUGGAUACCAAAAUUGCCCUUUUUUGGGGGGAAUAUAUAUAUUUUUUAUUUUUGGCAUUUCUUUUUUUGGUUUUCCACUAUGGAGUUUCUUUCUGGACCGUGGAAUAAAGAUUGGGCAUCAUUUUUGCAGUUUUGGUUGACUGUCAUCCUUAGCCUUCAAAUGCAGUUCAGCCCAAUUGCUUCUUGCCCCCAAGUGUGCCGUUGUGACAAAGCGUUUAUAUACUGCAACGAACGCAGCCUGACAUCAGUGCCUCUGGGGAUAGGAGAGGGCUACAGCAUCCUCUACCUACAUAACAACCAGAUCAACAAUGCCGGCUUCCCUAUGGAAUUUCACAAUCUAGAAUCCAUAGAAGUUGUUUAUCUGUACGGCAACCAGCUGGAUGAAUUCCCCAUAAAUCUGCCCAAAAACACAAAAGUCCUGCAUCUUCAGGAAAACAACAUCCAAACAAUCUCCAGAGCAGCCUUGGCUCAGCUGAGUAAACUUGAGGAAUUGCACCUUGAUGAUAACUCCAUCUCUACAGUGGGGGUGGAGGAAGGGGCCUUUAGGGAGGCGGAAAGCCUUAAGCUCCUUUUCCUUACCAAGAACCACUUAAGCAGUGUUCCUAUUGGCCUUCCUGAGGACCUGAAGGAGCUGCGGUUGGAUGAGAACCGCAUUGCUGUUAUUGCAGAGGAGGCCUUUCAGAAUGUGACGCGCCUGCAGCGCCUCCUGCUGGACGGGAACCUACUGACCGACGAGGGCAUAGCGCCGGGGACUUUCAGGGACCUGGGCUCUCUCCGAGAACUGGCUCUGGCUAGGAAUUCUCUCACCUUUCCCCCACCCCUCUUACCCAGCCAGUCUCUGGUCAAGCUCAGUCUGCAGGAGAACCUGAUCGACCAGAUCCCUGUGGCGGCCUUUGCCGACCUAAACAGGCUAGAAAGACUGGAUAUUUCCUCCAACCAGCUGCAGACUCUGACACAAGGAGUGUUCGAUGGCCUGUCGAGCCUAAAGCACCUCGUGGUACGCAGCAACCCCUGGCGUUGUGACUGCUCUGUCAAGUGGGUGGUGGUGUGGCUCAAGUCAUUGCCGUCCUCCAUCAACGCCAGGGGGUUUGUGUGUAACAGUCCAGAGAAGGUGCGAGGCAUGACAAUCAGAGAGCUCACGCUGGAUAUUAUUGAGUGCCCUGUUUUCCCUGACCAAACGCCCUGGCCCACUCUCCGCUCCACACCCCCUCCACCCCCCACCACUGCCCCUAUUACAACCAUGAUUUCCACCCUCAUCACCACAUCUAACCCUUACUACUUUGACUCCCCCUCUCCUCCCUUACCUCCCAUCCAUAAUAACCCCCCUGGGCCACUUCCCCCCUAUGAGGAUCCCCUUCAGAUCUCCUUCCAUGUGGUCAACUCCACCAACAUCGAGGUGAGCUGGGCGUCCUAUUUCACCGUCACAGCUUACAAAGUCACUUGGGUCAAAAGUAGCCAAAGGCAAAACGAAGGGAUGCGGGAGAGGACGGUGAGCGGGGAUCGACGCCACCUGAGCCUCACUGACCUCGAGCCGCGUUCGGUGUAUCGCAUCUGCGUUCACGUUUUGGACACCCUCAACUCCUACAGGCCAGGAGAGGAUACUAUCUGCUCCGACGCCAGGACCAAGGCGCCUGCUUCCACUAAGCCUCCCGGACGCGAGCAAGCCCCGCAGGACACCCUGAACUCCACACUGCUCAUGGCUGGGAUUAUAGGCGGAGCGGUCCUCAUCAUCCUGGUGACGCUGCUGGGCUUGUUCUGCUGGCACAUGCACCGGAAGAGCCGGUCGUCCUCGACCAAGUGGAAAUACAACCGUGGGAGGAGAAAAGACGACUACUGCGAGGCGGGAACCAAGAAAGACAACUCCAUCCUGGAGAUGACUGAGACCAGUUUCCAGAUAGUGGCUCUGAACAAUGAGCAGCUGCUCAAGGGAGACUUCCGGAUCCAGCCCAUUUACACGCCCAACGGGGGCAUUGGAUUUAGAGACUGUCACCUCAGCAACAACAGCAUAGCCUACUGCAAGAGCAGCAACGUGCCCAGUACAGAGUUCUGCCAAACGUGAUGCAGUGCUCGGACGGACACGGACCACAAAGAACUGCUUAAAUACACACUGUUGUGUAGAUGACACCUAAAAAAAAUAUACAAAAAUUCUAGUGAAAUAUAACUGUACCAUAUAUAUUUCCAAGAUCUGUCUACAAUGUAAUUUAUACUGUGGAUAAUAAUGUGGGGUUCUCUGCUAUCUUUUUUAUCCUUAGAAAAAAAGAGACACAAGUGGGGUUUUUUUCUUCUUCUUUUUUUUUUUUUUAUAACCAGCAGGGUUUUGAAAGUUGUUUCAAUGGUCAGUACUGUACACAAACAUAGGUUUGUACAAUCACGGCACCCUGGUGUAGCUCCUGACAGACAAAUAUAGCGUCAGCCUCGGAAACGAAAGGGCCGCUCUACAGGGCUGGGAUCCUUUGCUAACCACAGAAACAAAAUAUGACCUUUUCUGGUUAUUAUCCUCACAACUCUAAAAAUAAUUAUUCCCUUCCACCCCAGUCACUCCCCGGUACAACAGAGCAAGGGGAAUCGAAGCACUGCUGAUUAGUGUUGUAAAAUGUAAUGUAAGUGCACUUUCUUAUUGACAGCAGCUGGGCAGGAAGUGAGUAGAGGGGAUGGGAUUGUGGAUAGAAAAUGUCAAACUUGAGUAUUUGUUGAAAUUUUCCCAAAAGUGCCACACGAUAAUAAAAAGCGUCUUUGUUCUGUUGCUUCACAGAGGAGGUGAGAAUAGUCGUGGCACAAACAAAAACUCUAGAAAAGGAUGUGCAGUUUUCAGCUAAAAUUAUUAAUGUGGGCUUAGAAGCAACACAGGAUUGUUGUCUCUCAUGAGGAAACUUGAAGCUCCUUUCUAAUUGUAAUGUGCUCUUAUUCUGUCUUUUUCUUGGCCAAAUCUUUUGGCCACAAGGGGGCAGGUUUUCCUUCAACUGUGUGUGUGUGUGUGUGUGUGUGGGACCAAGUAAUGGUAGAGCGGCCAGAGAGAUCACUUUACCUCCACCGUUCUCCCCAGAGCCUUUUGCCCAGACAGCAUUACUCACGCACAAGCAGCAUAGCCAUGCUCAUCGAGGUACUUAAUGACACGGCAGCGUUUUAAACCAACAGUGUUUUCAGUGUUUGGUGGCUAAAUGAUAUGGAUUUUCAGCUGCAGCAUAAAGAUUCCUCUGAGAUUGUGGAAAGAAAGAAAGGAAGGAAGAGGAGGGGACUGAUGAAUUUGGAGAAGGCUCACACAUAACGCUAAUUAUACACCCACAUAUUUCAUCCUUGUCCAGGCGUUUAUUAGACAUAGUGAUGAAUUAGAAAAUGACUUUGAAAUCACGCCCCGCCCAGGAUCACACCGACACUUCGCCUAGCUCAUCAUUAUUUAUCUCUUUAUCCCCUCCCCACCCUCCCUUUGCGAGGCGCCUUAUUUCAUUUUCGGCUUUGCUGGUCUCAAACGUUACCUGCUCUCUUUAGGGCGAAGGAGGAUUCGCACUCCAUCCAACCCGAUGUACCCUUCAUUUCUAGGCUGCAUAGCUCUUGAUCCCUGCAUGGGCUCAAUUAAAACCCUCUUCCUGCCCUUCGGCUCCGACGCUGCAGCAGCAGCAGCUCUUCAACGUGUGAGAAGUCUCCAUUUCUGCACUUCUUAGGACUCUAUUUGAUCCGACACAAUCUGAUUUUAAGGUGGCCAAGCUUAAAGAAUUCCCACCCACCUCUUUCCUCAUAAUCCUACCAAAUAAGGAAGAAAAAUAUGUCGACCUUGUUUUUCACUCGGCCGCAUGAAGCCCCCUCUAGAUGAAAACUCUUUAACUCUUUGCGAGGCUCCACAGUCGUCCGCGCUCCAGCGUGUUUUAGCCGGUGGGAAACGUUUAGAGCGGAAAAGGUUCCAGAUUUUUUUUUUCUUUUCCAAAAUCUCAAAAUUAGCCGGUUUUGAUUUUAAUUCCAGCCAUGAUUACUUGUUAUAAGUUAUCCCAAACCCUACAGCUAAACAAUGGAUCAACGUAGAAACGGUAAACAGACGCUACGAUAAAACCGCUUGACAAUUAGCAAAUUAUGACUGUUUUUCUAUUUGUUUUGAAACUGAAGUUGAUUUCUUAAGAGUGACGUGUCCAUUUCCAUCAGAAAGGAUUAGAUUUUUAUAAAAACAUCAUGUCAAGUUGUAACACCAGCAGCAUUUACAGUCGAACUUACAGUAGCUACUACGCAGAGUCUAUUGUCAGAACAACAAAUUAAUUGAACGGUUGAACAACAAUUUUCAAGUCGGAAUUCGAAGUUGGUUCCUUUUUUUCUGACAAAUUAUUGGCUUUGACUGCAUCUGAUUUUAUAGUAACACGUUUUGAGAAUACUUGAUCAUGUCUCCUGAUAAUCCAACCAAAAACAAAAAAAAAUGGGAAAAAGAUCUGCAGUGCUAGUUUCCUGUGGGCUGCAUGAAGCUCCCUCUACAAGAUCAACUUAAGUUGUUGGAAACAAAUUUUACAGAGUAGGUGAACAUUUGAAGCAGAAGGAAGAAAAAAAAUAACACGCUUGUUCCAGAUCACGGAGAUAAUCGGGGGAAGUAUUUUUGUUAUUUUUUUGCAAAAUUAGCUUCACUUGUUAGUAAUUCCAGCAGCAGCGGUUUAUUAUGUUUUUAGCAAAUUAUAUUUUGCACAUAUCAAGUUAUUUUCUAUGUCAGCCCGGGUUAAAACCUGACAUUUUAAGAGAACAAAAUAACAGAAAAGGAGGAUCAACUUUGGGGGAAAAAAAACAAACAAAAUAAGUCAGCUGCUUUCAUUAUUUCUUUUAUAGAAAAAUUAAUAAUUGGUGGAAAAAAUUCUUUAUUUUUUGCAUUGUAGCCGUCAAACCCUUUUUCUAACUACCGACUAACUUUUUCCAACGUUUCCACUGGAAAAAGCUGCACAUUGGAAGGGUUUUGUUAAAUUGCGUCACAACUUUAACAGCGUUCCAGUCGCAAACCAUAAACCAGAAGCAUUAGCCAAUUGCUAUGUUGAUUGACCAGACUAUCGUUUCAGCAAUACAAGCCAGUUCGAUUAUAAUUUAUGGCUCCAAACACCAAAGGGAACAUUUUUACAAAGAGAUAUCGCAGAGCAGAUACAGAUGUUGGAGCUGAUGUGAUAAAACACAACCAGUUACUGCAAAUUCAAAUAUAUUCCAAUCUGAGGUGGGAAAACUAGCUCAGCGUAUCACAAAUGUUAGAAACGGGCAAGAGGUUAUAUUUAAAAGAGAAAAUGAUUCUCUCUAGCCGAUUCGUAGAUAAGUCAACAAGCAUGAUUUAUAAUUGGUCUGAGCCAGGUCUUGCUGUCCAGUGUGUGUUUGGAUUUAAACUCACCAACUGGCUGCUUGCCAUUCAAAAAUAAUUUAUCAGUUUGAGAGCGAGGUAUGUUAUUGCGACUUUUCCUUUAAAUAUAACAGUCAGCGGUUCUGUGUGAAACAAAACACCUGAAAUGAAAUGAACGGAGGUGUUCCACUCUAAAAAGAGAAGAAAAAUCAAAAUGGUAAAUUCUUGCUAUUUCAUUUUCCUUUGUAUGACCAGCUGCUUUUUUUUUAAUAAACCCCUACAGAAAAAAAAAGAAAGUAUUUAAUAGAACUUUCUAGAUUGUCUCCAUAUAAGCAUCACAGGAUAUGACCCUCAGCUUAUCUCAUUUUUUAAUUCCCUCUAUCCACAAACAAAAUCUAACAAAGUCGUAUCAAAGCACAUGUUGGUUGUUGCAUUCAUUGGCCAAAAAUUGUGGGAAUUCUUAUGAUUAAUAUGUUAAAAGACUUUUUUUUUUUUUUUAUCGAAUUAUUCUGUGAACUCUUUCGAUACGUUCAGAGUACGUUUGAAAAGUUGUUGUUUUUUUCUUCAGUAAUUCAGUUCACAAAGUGAAACCCAUUAGUUGCACAUAUAAAGCUGUUUUCAAACUUUUAUUUCUCUCAUUUAUGAUGAUUUUCCACUUACAGCCGAUGAAAACAUGGCAUUUAAAGUUGGAAGAUAACGGAGCAGUAAAAAGGACAACAAAAUGUUCAGGUUUCAGUGUUCAUAGUUCAGAAAUGUGGGCUUAGUAAAAAUGUGUUUCAUACCUUAUUUUCAAAAUGUGCUUUUAUUCUGACGAACAAGCGUCUUUUGAUGCAUAUUCUAAUUUACUGGCAUCUAGAGCCACAAAACUGAGUGAUUCUAAUAUCGAAAUAAAUUUGAUUUUAGUAUUAAAAAGAAAAAAAAAAGCUAUUUUCAAAACAUGUCACUGUUGUCAUAAUAUAAUAUCCACUUUUAGCUCACCAAUUACACUAUGAAGAAAAAAAAACCAUCCCUAAUUUAUGGUUAAAUGCAGGUAUUUUACCGUGAAUUACAGAUUUUCUUUUACACUAUAGUAAUGGCUAAUCGAUUGAUGGCUGAAAGUCGCAUGUUUCUGCUACUGCUGCUUUGUGGGCUGGAAAGUGAAAAGUUUGGGAAUCGGUUCUCUGAGCAAAUAUUGUCCAAGUCGGACAGGAUUAGAUGGGUUUAUCAUCAACUUCUGUGGUUACCAAAGCCUCCCCAGUUUUGAUUUCACCGUUUUUCUACUAAUACCUACAUAUCAGCUCGCCCCCGCUCUCAACGUCCAACGGCAGUGACCGGAUUUGUUCUCGGACUGACAGGUUUUUUUCCCCCCAGUUUCUCGUCAUCCGCGUGCCAUUCCUGCCGAACGCUCUCCCACGCAGUGACACGCUACCGUGAACUCUCAUGUUUGCCCUUGGCUUUUUCAAAGACAGAAGCCCCAUUUUGAAGCCACACGCUGGUCAAACAAGUCGGGUCGAAUUCAUUGCCGAGUUGUAUCUGCCCUGUCUGUGAAUGUUUAACGGAGACGGGAUAUGUUUGCCUUACCUUUAUUUUGCUAGCUACAGAGAGCUAACGGGGUGAAAGAGACGUCAACAAGACAAGCUGAAAGGAAAGCACAUUUCUUACAGAGCCCUGAGAGGCAAACAAACUGUUAGCAUCAAGCGCACUAGCUAACCGAAGACGAUUCAUCCAACAUUUUGUGCCAAAAAAAUGAAGCCUGAGCAGGCAGCGGUGGUUGUUUUAUGGUUUGCGUUUUUCUCUUAAGUUUGCUGACAGAAUGUGGCGUCAGUGUCAGGACCAACAGCAUAACAGAAAACCUUUCUGAGGCUCACAGUGUUCCCUUUUUUUUUUCUUUUUUUUUUUCCUGUGAGCGCCGAGAGGCUAACGGGCAUAUUUUGGUCAGAAACCAGAAAUGGAAAAACAACAACAACAAAAAAAAAAAAGAAGAUGAUUGGAUUUUUGUUGUAAAAUACAAAUAAAAUUACGAUACAAUGUUUAACUUUUAUUUUUUGCUAUUUUUGCAGCCCUCAACACAUGAUGGAAAUCCGAAUGUUGCUUUGUAUCAUACAAACAAACUCACAGGCAAACAGAAUAGAAAAAUUCUACCUUUUUUUUUCCCCCACACAGUCCAAGACAGACACAUCUGCAACCAUUUUUAUAUCUCAACAGUCGAGGUUUCUGCUACUUUUGUGCACCUCAAAGGAGUUAUGCUGCUUUUUUUUUUUUUUUUUUUUUUGACCAGAGAUUAAAUACAGCUGAAUAAAAGCAUACGAAAUAAACAACUUUCUAAAAUUUGAAGGCGUCUAGACAAAGAUGAUAGUUUUUGUCACGUUUUAGAGGCUGUGAUGCUGGCGACAGUGAGAUGUAGAGUGUCAGAAUACGAGAAAGCAUUGUUGUUUUGUUUUUGUUUUGUUUUUUUGGGCCUGUGUAUGUUCGGUAAAUGAACGUUCCCAUCAUAAAACAGUAAUGACAAAAAAAAUACAUCGUUUGAUUAUUUUGGUUUUAAAAAUGCAAAAUAUUCAGUUCUUGGGGUCAAAAAUGGAUGAGUAGAAAUUAAAAUUGCUUUAACAAAUGUAUUAGUGCUACAAAUUAAAUAUGAUGGUUGUCCUCUGAGGAAACCAAAUCUACCCUGAGAUAGAAAAUAAAACAAGUGUAAAUUACACACAAAAGCUAUGGUUGAAACCAUCAAAUUUUCAGUGUAAAAAAAAAAAAAAAAAGCAAACAAUUUGUGUUUAUUUUUUUCAUAUUGGUGCUUUUGUCUUAUCAACACCUCAAAGGUGAAUAUCUUUCACCACAAAUAACGAAUGAGUAAAAUCAUACAGAGUGAAAAACUCUCCAGCUUCAAUACGUUCAGAGAGCCACAAUAAUAGAUUAAAAAAAAUAAAAUAAAAACAGCUCUGAAGCAUUUAUUACUGAAACUUCAGAUAUGGAGGCUGUUUUUUUUUUUUUUUGGUUUUUGUUGUUGUUUCCCUUUACCAGUUAAUUUUUAUUAUUUUAUACAUUUAAGAAAUACGUGUUCUUGUCCUUCUUUGACCCGAAAAAGAGUGACUGCUUGCAUUUCAAUUUAAUAUUCUACAUUUAAAAAUGAAAACAAAAACCUUUUUUUGUUUGUUUGUUUUUGGUUUGUCAUUAUUUCCAAAGAGAAAAUCCAAACAUUACGACACAUGUGAACUUCUGUACCAAUUGUUUUUACAUUGUGGGGGGGGGGAGAAAAUCAUUUACAUCAUAUCUUAAUCGCAGAAAGAAAAACAAGCUGUAUUUUAAAUUGAACAUUAAUUAAAACCUCUCAAUAAUUUUGUUUUUAAUUGCCGUUUCUGUGAAAAUUCAACAGCCAAAAUCACGGAGAGACUGUUCACAUUAGAGCAGUUUUUAAUUUUUCUAAUUCAGACAGAAACACACGACUCUGGAUUCAUGUCAUCUUUUCUCCACGCUGAUAAAACCUGUCCUCAAACUAUUAGUCAGUGACAUUCUUUAAUUGUUUUUUUUUUUGUUGCAUGUACUGUAUUUAGCUUCACAGCCUUUCAUUUUGUUCUCACCAGGUUUUGGACUGGACUUUUUUCUUUUUUCUCUCUCCGUCUCUGUUUAAGGAAAUCCCCAGUGGUGGCUGAGCUGCGGUGUGAGCGAGCGUCCGCAGAACGCUUGGUGUGGUUUGGAGGACGCAGGCCGGGAAAAAAAAAAAAACAACUACAUUUUUUAUUUUUUUUUUUUGCAGUGCAUGUAAAAUGGCUACGUUCGGAAUACCGGCUUCUCAUUUAGACGCGGCAGUGUUACAUUAGCCAUCCACACCGAGACACUUUUAGGAACCAAAGUAAAAAUUUGUUGUUUUUUUUUUUUUGUUGUUUUCUUUUUUUUCCUCAUGAUCAAAUAUUGAUGUUGUUCCAUGUAUGUGCCUUGAGGUUGAACUUACAAUGUAAAGUCCUUGAAACCUUUAAAUGUUUUUGCACAAACUGUAAAUACUUAAGUGAAGCUUUUGGAGAAAUAAAAAGAGCCAUUGGAUUUAAACGAA
Gambusia affinis (western mosquitofish) is the source of this 12273-nucleotide messenger RNA. RefSeq names its product fibronectin leucine rich transmembrane protein 2 (gene flrt2). NCBI's taxonomy places the organism in Eukaryota, Metazoa, Chordata, Actinopteri, Cyprinodontiformes, Poeciliidae. The transcript is spliced from 5 exons. Gene Ontology annotation, molecular function: protein binding. The coding region runs from base 3048 to 5027 and encodes 659 amino acids. The record is from RefSeq and is a predicted model, not a curated record.